Molecule: messenger RNA, 640 nt
Organism: Scomber japonicus (chub mackerel)
Lineage: Eukaryota; Metazoa; Chordata; Actinopteri; Scombriformes; Scombridae
Gene: polr1d
Product: RNA polymerase I and III subunit D
Exons: 5
Coding region: 28-372 (114 amino acids)
Biological process (GO): DNA-templated transcription
Cellular component (GO): RNA polymerase I complex; RNA polymerase III complex
Molecular function (GO): DNA-directed RNA polymerase activity; protein dimerization activity; DNA binding
Source: RefSeq, a predicted model, not a curated record
UGACAGUCGGACAUGUAAAGAAAAAGCAUGGCAGCACAAGGCGAAAAGAAACCAGUUUUGGAGAUGGUCCAGGCUGAUGGAGCCGAUGAGGGCUGUGUGACGUUUGUGCUGCAUGAUGAAGACCAUACACUGGGAAAUUCUCUGAGAUACAUGAUCAUGAAGAAUGCGGAUGUGGAGUUUUGUGGCUACACCAUCACCCAUCCAUCCGAGAGCAAGAUCAACUUUCGCAUACAGACAAGAGGUGGUGCACCAGCCACAGAGCCUCUGCGGAGGGGUCUGAAUGAGCUCAGCGAUGUUUGUCAGCAUGUUCUCAACACGUUUCAGGCUAGAGUUAAUGAGUUCAAAGACGGGCAGGAGCAGCCCAUGGACUGAAGAGCGUCAUAUAUGUGAAUACAUGAAGACGUCAGACUCACAGUAUCUACAAACCAAGUGUAUAAAAAGUAGUAUCUUGAUAUUUUUAUUUUUAUGUCCACUUCUUGCAUGUAUGGAAAGUUCCUUACUUCACAUUCAAACAUUUGUACAGUUUUCAUUUUUGUAUUAUGAUCCAAUUGGUGUUUAAUGUAUGAUACAUUUUUAUUGCAGUCUUGUGUCCAUCAUUCUUGAAUUGUUGAAAUAAGCAUAACAUGUUUAAGAUAUUAAA